Messenger RNA from Podospora pseudopauciseta, 855 nucleotides. RefSeq lists its product as uncharacterized. Gene Ontology annotation, biological process: protein phosphorylation. Bases 1 to 855 code for a protein of 284 amino acids. The transcript is spliced from 4 exons. Lineage: Eukaryota; Fungi; Ascomycota; Sordariomycetes; Sordariales; Podosporaceae. The record is from RefSeq and is a predicted model, not a curated record. Gene Ontology annotation, molecular function: protein kinase activity.
AUGUCAUUGACUGGGACUAAUGACGCACCAUUACCGUCUGCACUUCUGGGAAGAAGGAUGAAGAAUUCAUCUUUGAGGCCCUGCUCAGGACUCACUGAAAUUGAACCACUUGGAGUUCAGACCGACCACGUCACGUACGAAUCCUCACCGGGCGACACGAAACAUGUGGUCGCGGGAUUUACCACUCCUUUUGUUCCCGGGGACACCGUUCUGGACAACUUCAAUCGGACCAUCGAUCAUCUCAAUCUCAAACUCAGUAUCGUCCACCGCGACAUCACCACGUGGAACCUCCUCAUCGAUCCAGAAACAGACGACCUCCAAAUCUUUGACUUCAACAUGGGCACCAAGCUUACCUGGGAAGGUGACAAUGACCACCUCAACACCUUUGGCUACGACGAAGACCGCAACGAUGUCAAGCUCGCCGUUUUCGCCGUGUAUGAAAUUAUCACGAGUGGCAUUUCCUACCGCGAGGAAAACGAGCUGGAAAAUCUAGAUGUUGCCCAAGUACUGGAUCAAGAAGAGUGGGAGCAACAUCCCGAUGUGCAGCUUGAGGAGGGGGUACCUGUGUCCGAAUAUCGACGUGUUCUUAUGGAGUGGGUCAGUUCUCGGAAAAAGACCGAGAAGGAAACUACGUUCUAUAAGCAGGCUCCUGAGUUUAUCGACUCACCGGGCCAACCGGGGUUCCCGCUGGUCGACUUUGUGGGGAGCGUGACGCGGAAGGCAUCGCAAAUGCGGUCGGAGAUGAUCAGGAGAGGGGAGCCGUUUAUCAGGUGGCAGCUUUCCGCAACAGCGCAGCUCCCGCUUCCAGAGGGUCAGCGUUUGCUUGCGACUGGUAAGAUAGUUACGGAGAAGUAA